This is a messenger RNA of Dothidotthia symphoricarpi CBS 119687, 1210 nucleotides long. RefSeq lists its product as uncharacterized. The coding region runs from base 1 to 873 and encodes 290 amino acids. The record is from RefSeq and is a predicted model, not a curated record. Lineage: Eukaryota; Fungi; Ascomycota; Dothideomycetes; Pleosporales; Dothidotthiaceae. The transcript has 2 exons.
AUGGCCCAACCAUAUAUAAUCAUGGAUAUGCUAAGCAACCCACCAUAUGCGUUAACUAUCGAAAUGUUCCUCGCCGCAGGUAUGGCGUUGGACGAUGAUGCAGGAAAGGGCGAAUACAACACGAACUCGGCGCUGUACACUACCUUCGAUAAUAUGAUGUAUGAACUAAGGCAUCGUGGUAUCGACCCUUGGGAGUGGAUUGAAGGUAGUGUGUCCGAAGAAAUGCGAAACACACGCUUCAUCCAGCGUCUGUCGAAUCAGUUCCCACCCGCCAAUAUGGAUAACGAGAACGACAAAGACUACGAAGAUUCUGAAGACUCCGGAGACUCUGGAGACUCUGAAGACUCUGAAGAGAACGAACACAAUGAAUAUGACGAAGACAUUGAAGACGAACUAACAGAUCUGAUGAUGGAUAUCCAAGUUAACCCAACCGAGUUCAAUUGGGACCCAAAUGCUCUGAAGUUCACAGUGGCGGACUUCGUCAAAACGUGCGUGUCGGUCAGCUUCCUACCCGAGGUACCAACCACCCUACAGACAGACCAAGCCUGUUGUCCUUUCUUCGCAAUGCUUGGCCACUUGGUAAAGAAGAAAAUUUCCAUUUCCGAAUUUCUGUCUGGUAAUAUCUCAAAGGAGAAAGAAGACUACCCGGUAAUCGUUUUUCUGUUGAAUCACCCGAACCCGAAGACCAUAGUUACCGAAGCGAUAAAGAAGUUUUGGCCUGAUUGGUACCUGCAUUCCCCACAACUCUUCCUGGAGUUCACCCUCACGGAGUUCCAUAACGCCGUCUACGAUAUGCAUGAUGAGAAAAUGAACGGGGGGACCGGGGAAGGGAUCGCCAAUGUAGAGGCAAUGAACCUAUACCGUCAAUCAUAGCUGCUCUGCACGCAUACUAUGACCAGAUGUCAGCGGGCAUUGUUAGUCCGUUUUUAAACCACGAACAAGCAGUCGGGUUUGUGAAUAAUCUCCAAAAGGUCACCAUCUCCAGCAUCGCUCCCGAGGACAUGAAAUGCCCUUUUUGCUGGAACAUCUACGGUCAAGUUGACGAAGAAGGCGCUAAUAACGACCCCGUACUCACGCCGUGUGGACAUCUAUACGGGCGAGAUUGUCUGGUACAGGUGUUGGAGAGUAGUCGUCUAUGCCCAAUGUGCCGUUCUGACAUGAUCUAACUAGAUGAUGGACUUGAAGUAACACCGUCAGGGCUUAGCCUAGU